Messenger RNA from Pediculus humanus corporis (human body louse), 2610 nucleotides. RefSeq lists its product as uncharacterized. Lineage: Eukaryota; Metazoa; Arthropoda; Insecta; Psocodea; Pediculidae. The record is from RefSeq and is a predicted model, not a curated record. The coding region runs from base 1 to 2610 and encodes 869 amino acids. The transcript has 3 exons.
AUGACUCGGCGGCCUAUCAAGAGUAAUUUUUUCAAUCAUUAUGAUGAAGCAUGCAAAUUUACGAAUUCAAAGCAAGAUCUUUCAUCACUUCAAAAUGGACUCAGUAACCGUAAUAUAUCAAGACAAUCUUCGCAAGAAUUACUUAAGGUUCAAUGCAAUGGAUUACCCUUAAGUCAUAGAAAUUCUAAACUACUUUCUCCCAGUGGUAGUGACGUAUUACCGCUACCUUCUUCGCGGAGAUCCACUCGUCGUGCUUCCGCUUCAUGGUGUGGAAGUACUCAAUUUAAAAAACGAUGUUUAUCCACGUGUGAUAAAUUAGUGUCUUCUGUUAAGCGCAAUCGUGCUAUGAGUGCUAAUUCCGUGCAUUGUGCUAGAAAAAGGAAAAAAUUAUCUCCGGAAGAAAAGUUAUUGCAAGAUAAUAAAGAAUAUUUUAAAAUGGAAGUUUUAACAACUAAAUUGAGAUCAACGGGUUCGUUAUUAAAUUUAAAUCAGAAUAGAGGAAGUGAUGUAAAUUUAGUAAGGAAGGAUUCGAGUCCUGUAAAUGGACUGGAUAAAAAAUAUAUUUUCAAGAAAAUUACCAAUCGGAGAAGUAAAAAAAGAAGAAAGAGGAUUAAAACAAAAAAUAAUCACUUGAACAAAUUUAAUGGCUCUAAUGUGUUAGAUCAAAGGAAAAAAAAUAAUGAAAUUAAAAUAAACGGAGUAUUAAAGAGGAAAAAAAGGCAAUCGGAGUUAAUAAAACUUUGUAAUGAGGCUGAAAGCUUUAUGUUUGGUGAAAGUAGUAAACAAUGUUGCGUAACGAAUAAAGUAACGGAAAAGCUUCCAGAAGAACAUUCAGAAAAAAAUGAUGAUACUAGCGUUUUAAGUAACAAAGAAAUAAUUAGCGAAGGUGGGAAAAAAGAUAAAGUAUUUAAAAAUGAAUGUAAACUUAAAAGAAAAAGACGUUCUCAUGCAGAAGCUUUUAUACAUGAUAAUUUAGACUAUUAUAAAUUUGAGACUCCCGGGUCUAGAUUGCGUUAUCAGGGUAGUUUGCCAGACGGAAAAUCCGAAGACAAAGAUUUCAUUUACACAUUAAAACAAAAAAAAAAAGAAAUAAACGUAAAAAAUGAUUCUUCUGAAAAUUGUCCGUUAAACGUGGAAUCAAACGAUAAAAUAAAUAAUUGUGAAAAAAAAAGAAAUUUUUCCGAACCGUCCGAAGAAGUAAACAAAAUUUUAUUUUCAUUUGAAAGUAUUCCUGCUACGGAGCCUUGGUACGAAGUUUAUAAAAGGCAAGAUGAAGGAAUGGAAAAUUAUUAUCCAUUGUUAAGUAAUCCAAGUGAUCAACCUUUUCUACUUCCCUACGAGUUGCCAAAACCUAUUUAUUCUAAAAUACCUUUUGUUAAUGAUUAUUAUAAAAAGAAAAGAAAAAAACUUGUUCACUUAUUUAAUCAUCCGCGGAAAUCACCCAGGUGUCAUGCUAGUACUUUAGCCAUUCUUUCAAGUUUGAAAAAGCGUAAAAGAAGAAGUGGAACAAACAUAUCAAUGAACUCUUUGCUAUGUGAAUCUCUGCCUAAUAGUCAAGUCUUGCCUGAAAAUAAGUCUGAAGCCAGGUGUUCAGAAACUGAAAACAAAUCGGUGGAAAACGAGGAAAUUUUAAAUUUUUUAUACAACGACGAACCUCCUGAAGUGAAAGACAACGAAAUUUUUUUAGAACCUCUUAGUGAUUCUGAAACUACUCCUUCGAAAGUAAAAGACGAUGAUGACACGUCGUGUAAAAGUAUUAAAAAUGAAGAACCGGAAACCGAAACCGUUAAAAAUGAUUUUUGUAAUAAAACAUGGACGAAAACAGACCCAACAGAUCAUUCGGAAAACACAAACAAUAAGGAUGGUAAAUAUUUUUGCUGGCAGACAAUCACUCCUGACGAUUUUUUCAAAGAUAUGAUUAUUGAAACCAAAAAAAAAUCAGGUUUAACCGAUAAUGUUUUAUCGGUUUUCGGUAAUUAUAAACUUUGUAAAAGUAUGGAGCUUUCAGAUGGAAAUUUGAAUUGCGGUUUAAAAGAUCGUUUUGCGACUGUAAUACCCGAAAAAAUUAUACGUCGGAAAAGGAAAAAAGCUAGAAAAAUAAAUAAGACGGGGUGGGAUAAUAAAAAAUCUCGUAGGCGACCGUGUCUCAAAUUAGGAGAAGUGAAAGAAUUAGAUUGUGGAAAAGUGAAUGAAAAAUCGGUGAAAACAAAAGUGAAAAUCAGAGAAAACGGAAUCAAUUCCGAAAAUAUAAUACGGGAUUCGAAAAGAAGGUCGAGAAGGGACGAUGUCGUCGAAAAAAGGAAUUCAAAUUCCAAAGACAAACCUGUAUUAAGAUCUCACUUAGAAAUUACGGAUAAUUCGGUCUGUUUACGCAGAAACAAUCGAGAUGUUGACUCCAAAUCGAGCAGCGGCGGUGGUGGAAUGGGUUUGACGGAUCAGGGACACCCCAACUGCGUUCUGAGGAUUAAAAAGGGAACAGAUCCCGGAGUGAACGUUCACAUGAGACUGAGAUGUUCCACAGGGAGACGCGCCAUUCAAAAAAGAAGACUUUUGAUAAAUAAAAAAAAAAAACGUGUUAUCGAGUAUCCUUGGGGUACGCAAAAAAGGUGA